CAGGGGUCGGCCGCGGCGAUGGCGCGCUGGUGCCGCGCGCUGCUUCAGGGGCUCCUCGGCCGACGGCUCGUGUCCGCGGCGCCUCCCGGGGCGGCGUGUUCCCGCCUGUCCGCCUUCACACCCUGGAGCGCCGCCUCGGCCCCGCGGGCCGGCGGGAUGGACUACUCGGAUGCAGUGUGGGCACUGAACAGCCUCCAGACCAAUGCCAGCGUGUUGGAGAACGUCCGGCGGGAUCAGGCGCGCGGGCAGUCCGAGGACACACUCAAAGCCAUGAAAUCCUUCCUGGAGCGAACUGGAUUGACGGUGGAGCAACUGGAUCAGCUGUCUGUCAUCCACGUCACUGGCACUAAGGGCAAGGGUUCCACCUGUGCCUUUUGUGAGAAAAUAUUGCAUAAUUACGGAUUAAAGACUGGAUUUUUCAGCUCUCCACACCUGGUGCAAGUCCGGGAGAGAAUCCGAAUCAACGGUCAGCCAAUCAGUAAAGAGUUGUUUGCCAAAUACUUCUGGCAGGUUUACACCCUUCUGGACCAGACCAAGGGAGAGCAUGCGGACAGCCUCCCCGCUUACUUCCACUUCCUCACCAUCCUCAUGUUCCACAUCUUCCUGCGAGAGAAGGUACAGGUGGCGAUUGUGGAGGUUGGUAUCGGCGGAGCCUUUGACUGCACCAACAUCAUCAGACGUCCUGUCGUGUGCGGAGUUUCGUCGCUGGGGCUUGAUCACGUGGCUAUCCUGGGAGACAGUCUGGAGAAGAUCGCCUGGCAUAAAGGAGGAAUCUUCAAGCCUGCAGUCCCGGCAUUCACGGUGACGCAGUUCAGUGGACCAAUGGGAGUGCUGGUCCAGAGAGCUAAAGAGAUUGGGUGCCUGCUGCGCCUGUGCCCAGAUUUGGGGGAUUACCCCGUGGAGGGCGGGAAGUUACACCUGGGCUUGGUGGGAGAACAUCAGAAACACAACGCAACUCUGGCCCUGCAACUGGUCCAAACCUGGCUCCGGCACCACGACUUGCCCUCGCUCCGAGGGUCCAUGCUGCCCCCGGGGGAGUACGAGCACGGGCGCCCUCCGGCCAGCUCAGGGUUCCCGCUGCCGGCCCCCAUGGUGCAAGGCCUGCAGGACACGGUGUGGCUGGGACGCUCACAGGUUAUGAAGCGUGGCCCUGUCACCUACUACAUCGACGGAGCUCACACCAUCGAGAGUAUGCAGGCCGGUGUCAGGUGGUAUCGGGAAUACUCGCUGAGGGAGGCAAAAGCAGUGGACGGCCGGUUGCUGCAGGUGUUGCUGUUUAACACGACUGGAGAGCGAGACGCUCAGGCGCUGCUGAAACUCCUGUUGCCGUGCCAAUUUGAUUUUGCGGUUUUCUGCCCCAAUCUGACGAUGGCGACACAGAGCAUGAGUGAUGAUCAGACAAAUUACACGGUGUCGCUGGAGAAUGUGCUGACCAAUUGCUUGACAAACCAGCAGACGUGGUGCCAGUUGUUGCAAGGUGGGCGUGAGGAGAGCUGGCGGGCGUCUGGUGACAGGCUGGCGGAGUCUGUCAGACUGGUGAAGGGUGGGGGCCGGGAUCGGGGGCUGCUGCUUCUCCGGGAGUCCGAGGGCUCUGAGCUUGACCAGCCGGAGGCGCGGGCGCUGGUCUUCCCCUGUAUCUCAGACGCCCUCCAGUGGAUCACACAGGGGCGAGACCCUGAGCUGGGGCUGGGGGCUGCUGGUUCCCCCACACUGCAUUCCGCUGGGGCCCGAGCCCUCCAGGAGGCUUCAGCCAUUCAGAUCCUGAUCAUAGGCAGUCUGCAUCUCAUCGGCGGUGCCCUGAAACUACUGGACCAGUCACUGUCUGAGUGAGGCAAAGCUCUGCUCUUACUCCCCGCCUCCCGUCAGGGCUCUCUCGGGCACAGUGGGGGUCAGUGUCCGUCAACAACAACUAAAACAUUUAUAGAGCGCCCUUCACACAGGGAAGCAUCCCACAGGGCUUGCCCCAGCCUCCAGCUUUGCUCAGCCAGAGCAGCUCAACAACAACAAAUUACAUUUGCAAAGCACCUUUCAGGUCAGGAGGAUGUCCCAAGACCCUAGACAGUCAGAACCACCUUUUAGUUGUCCGAGUUUAACCUCUCUGUGGGGGGAAAGCGGGGUGGGGGGAGGCCAGAAUGUCACAGCAACAUGAUAAAAGUAAUUGCCAACGUUUUGUCAUUUUUUUAAAAAAAAGUCUUAAUUUUGCUUUAAAAAAUUGUCUUAAUUUUUAAGAAUAAACAAGGAUGGUCAAUCUGACAACAUCUCUCUUUCCCUCCCUCUCCCCUCAUUAAUUCCUGGGGGAGAGGAGUUGUCUGCCUUGGGGAAGGGGUGUCUGUUCUGGGAGUGGGGGGGUCUAAGGCUAAAAGUAAUGUCCCAGCUUCGGGGAAGGGGGUAAAUUGGAGCUCGGUCAUUGCACCUGAGUGGAUGUUGCACACUCACCUGGAGGUUAGAAGGUCGUGAGUUGGGAUUUGAGUCUAACCUGGUGGAACCCAGGGCAACGCUGGGGCAAGUGCCAAACUGUUGGAGGUGCCGUCCUUUUGGCAAGAUAUUAAACCGCGGAGCUAUCUGCCUAUUCAGGUGAAUGUUAAAGAUUUCUGCCUUGGGGAAGGGGUGUCUAUUUAAUAAUAAUAAUAAUCCUCGCAUUUGAAUAUAGUGCUUUUCACGUCG
Molecule: messenger RNA, 2664 nt
Organism: Callorhinchus milii (elephant shark)
Lineage: Eukaryota; Metazoa; Chordata; Chondrichthyes; Chimaeriformes; Callorhinchidae
Gene: fpgs
Product: folylpolyglutamate synthase
Exons: 16
Coding region: 19-1830 (603 amino acids)
Biological process (GO): tetrahydrofolylpolyglutamate biosynthetic process
Cellular component (GO): cytoplasm; mitochondrion; cytosol
Molecular function (GO): tetrahydrofolylpolyglutamate synthase activity; ATP binding
Source: RefSeq, a predicted model, not a curated record